AAUGACUUGUUGACGUGAUUACAAAUUAUUAUUUCUCAUUGAACAAAACACAAUUGCAUUAUCGCAAUCAGACGUCGAUUUGUAUUAAUCUCGACAAUUGUUUCUAAUAAUUAAUGAAACUUCGACCUGAUACGAUAUACAAAUAAUGUGACUCUUGACAAUUUAUUGUAAAAAGUGCUGCGCAAUCAAAAGAUAAAAUUGGACUGCGAAAUUGUGCAUUGUUGAUUCCUAGAUACUUUUUGUAAUUAAUAGCAUUUAAUUGUCGGCCCCAGUAAACGCCAGUGUUAUCAUAGUAAAAUAAACCUAUCACAGCAAGCAAAGUGAAUGGAUGUACAACAAGGAUAUCCAGACAUUUGUUUCAAAUUAAGUUUAUUGUAAUUUAAAAAGCUUUAAGUUUCAUACAAAAGUGAAGUGAUAACUAUGGAGGCUCCAGAGACCAGUGGGAGUAACCGGCCCACCAUGCUGCAGCCCACAUCAUGGUGUCACCCAGCAAAUAGAGUACAUAGAUUUUUUGCACUGUUGCUAAUGUGCUUCCUUUGUUUUGGUUCAUACUUUUGUUAUGAUACUCCCGGUGCACUGGCUGACAACUUCAAAGAUGACUCACACUUGAACACAUCCCAGUUUGCAUUGCUUUACUCAAUAUACUCAUGGCCAAAUGUGGUAUUGUGUUUCAUAGGCGGUUAUCUUGUUGAUAGGUACUUUGGCGUAAGAUUGGGCACAGUGAUUUAUAUGACAAUUGUGUUUAUUGGAGCUGUUAUAUUUGCAUUUGGAGUGUAUAUUAAUGCAUUCUGGUUGAUGAUACUUGGCAGAUUUGUGUUUGGUAUUGGUGGAGAAUCCCUGCAAGUAGUAGUAAACAACUAUGUUGUCCUUUGGUUUAAAGGCAAGGAACUCAACAUGGUAUUUGGACUGCAAUUAUCAUUCUCCCGUUUCGGAAGUACUGUCAAUUUUUGGGUGAUGGAACCUGUUUACAGAUGGGUUUCCACAUAUUAUGGAGGAUAUGAAAGAUUGGGAGUUACAUUGUUCCUAGCCUCACUAACUUGCUUUGUGUCCCUUAUUUGUGGCGUGAUUCUUGGCUGGAUGGAUUACAGAGCUGAAAAAAUUCUAGGAAGGCAAGAUGAACAAAGCAACAAUGAGCCCUUCCAUCUGACAGACAUUAGACAUUUCAAAUCAGUGUUUUGGCUGUUGUCUGUAAUUUGUGUGGCUUAUUAUCUAGCCAUCUUUCCAUUUAUUGCCUUGGGAAAAUUAUUCUUCGAGCGAAAAUUCGAUUUCUUGCCACAAGAGGCGAACAACGUUAAUUCCAUGGUUUACUUGCUAUCGGCAGCUUUAAGUCCAUUCUUUGGUAUUCUCAUUGACAAGACUGGAAGAAAUAUGACAUGGGUUAUAAUAAGCAUUGUGACAACAAUUGGUGCACAUUUUAUGUUGGCUUUUACAUUCUUUAACCCAUAUAUUGGUGUGAUAUCAUUGGGCAUCUCUUAUUCCCUACUGGCUAGUGGUUUAUGGCCACUGGUAGCCCUAAUUGUUCCAGAAAACCAAUUAGGAACUGCAUAUGGAAUAUGUCAAGCAGUGCAGAACAUGGGCUUAGCUACAGUCAUAAUCUUUGCAGGAAUGAUUGUUGACAAAUAUGGAUACUUAAUGCUAGAAAUGUUCUUCUUAGGAUGUCUCUUUGUAUCACUGAUUGCGGCUGUACUUAUAUACAUAAUUGACUCAGCAAAUAAUGGAGUCCUGAACAUGUCACCAAGCAUGAGGGAGUCUACUAAGUCUACGGUUACACGAACUGACGAAACUGCACAUCUGUUAGAUAAUGAAGACUUUACAGAUCAAGAAGAAACUGAUUCAAGAAGACCGUCUGACGCGGCGCAAGAUCAGAUGUCUAAUAAUCCACGUGACACCGCCCAAGCCCAGUCCGAUAGAAUACGCAGUAGAUACUUAGCACAAAUAUUACCAAAUAGUAAUAUUUCAGAAAGAGAAUAGAGAUCUCGGUAUAAUUUUCC
Spodoptera litura is the source of this 1991-nucleotide messenger RNA. RefSeq names its product lysosomal dipeptide transporter MFSD1. Gene Ontology annotation, biological process: transmembrane transport. Gene Ontology annotation, molecular function: transmembrane transporter activity. The record is from RefSeq and is a predicted model, not a curated record. Gene Ontology annotation, cellular component: lysosome. Lineage: Eukaryota; Metazoa; Arthropoda; Insecta; Lepidoptera; Noctuidae.